This is a messenger RNA of Trematomus bernacchii (emerald rockcod), 1761 nucleotides long. RefSeq names its product meprin A subunit beta-like. The record is from RefSeq and is a predicted model, not a curated record. Gene Ontology annotation, molecular function: zinc ion binding; metalloendopeptidase activity; protein binding. Gene Ontology annotation, biological process: proteolysis. The transcript has 10 exons. NCBI's taxonomy places the organism in Eukaryota, Metazoa, Chordata, Actinopteri, Perciformes, Nototheniidae. Gene Ontology annotation, cellular component: membrane. Bases 112 to 1761 code for a protein of 549 amino acids.
UUACAUGAUGAUAUCCUGAAGGCACCACCAACAACGCAGAGGAGUGCCAUUACUGAUGGGGACGAACUGUGGACAUCUCCAGUCCCAUACGUUUUGGACAAAGACCUUGAGAUGAAUGCUAAAGGACUCACCCUGAAAGCCUUUGACCAGUUCAGGUUGAAGUCAUGUAUUGACUUCAAACCAAGGGACUCUGAGGAGUAUUACAUCCACGUCCAGAAGUUAAAUGGAUGUUAUUCAUAUAUUGGGAAAGUAAUAUCCAACGGACAGAACAUCUCCAUCGGGUCUAACUGUGAUUCCAUCUCAAUCGUUGAACAUGAGUUCCUCCAUGCUUUGGGCUUCUACCAUGAACAGUCCAGAUAUGACAGAGAUGAUUAUGUGACCAUUGUUAACGAGAACAUCAGAGAAGUAUGUCUUUAUCUAGGCCGUGAGCAUAAUUUUGACAAACAAAGCAAUGAAACCACCACCACCCAGGGAGUCCCGUACGACUACUGGUCAGUGAUGCACUACGGCAAAGAUGCUUUCAGCAAUGGCAACGGGUCAACAAUUAUAAUCAAAGACCCAAAGUUCCAGGAUGUGAUUGGUCAAAGACUGGAAGUGAGUCCCAAAGACGCUCUGGAGCUGAACCUCCUCUACAAAUGCAAGUCAACCAUUGCAUUUCAGAUGCAAUGCAGCUUCCCCGAUGAGACCAUGUGUCAAAUGACAAGCUGUUCACAGAGUGGGCUUGGCUGGGAAAUGGUAACAAAUGUUACAGGGGGUCCUGUGUCUGACCACACCAAUCUACCCAGUGGCAGUGGUGAACAAGGUGAAGAUGCAGGUUACUUCAUGCAUGUUAGCACGGCAUCAGGUGAGGAGGGAGACUCGGCCUGGCUGGAGACCCACAGGAUGAGUCUCAAUAGGGAGCAUCAUGUCCAGUGUCUCCAGUUCUACUAUUUCCACAGUGGGAACAUGUCAGACCACCUCAACAUCUGGAUCAGAGAGUUUCAGGAUGAAUUGGACCUCAAGGGAACCCUACGCCUCAUGGGACAGAUCACUGGUGAGCCAACAAACUGGAAGCUCCAUCAUGUGUCCCUGAAUGCCACCAAGCACUUCCAGGUGGAGUUUGAGGUUCGUAAAGGAGCAGGAAGCUCUACAGGCGGCAUCUCAAUCGAUGACAUCAAUCUGUCAGAGAUCGAAUGUCCACAUUUAACCAUGCAGCUUGAUGACUUUGAGCAGGCUUUGAACUCUAGUAGUUUUGGCACCCGUAUUUACAGCCCUCGGCAAUACUCCAGCGGGGGAUAUGCUUAUAGGGUUGGGGUUUUGUUGUAUAAUUCAUUUUUCGGAUUGUUUGUGCAACUCGUGUCUGGUGAAAAUGAUGACCGGCUGGAGUGGCCUUGCACAGAAAGGCAGGUGACCCUCAAAAUGCUGGACCAGAACGCCAACAUCCAGCUGCAGAUGUCCAAGCAAUUUAGUAUCACCAGUGACCUAAGCACAUCCUCCAAUGGCAGCGUGUGGGACAAUCCUCGUCUGGUUGGAUUGCCUUACGUAGAUGACAAUGGUGAAACCAUCUUUGCCGGAUCUAUGUAUGGCAGAUCUACUUUCUCCGAUAAAAAUGAAUCAAAAACCAGGGAGUUCCUCAAGGGGGGAAGUGUCAUUUUCACCUUUAGCUUCCAAGAUAUCACUGCUCUCAUCAAUGGAAGUGCUCUGCCAAUUCCUCAAGUUGGACAAGUGAAUAUUAAAUAUCCUCCUAAAGAGCUGAAAGAAGGCCCUUGUUCAUCACGGUAG